Durio zibethinus is the source of this 2572-nucleotide messenger RNA. Its product is annotated as serine/threonine-protein kinase-like protein CCR4. Lineage: Eukaryota; Viridiplantae; Streptophyta; Magnoliopsida; Malvales; Malvaceae. The record is from RefSeq and is a predicted model, not a curated record. Gene Ontology annotation, biological process: protein phosphorylation. Gene Ontology annotation, molecular function: protein kinase activity; ATP binding.
UUUAACGCCAUAAUCUUAUAUCCUAACCCACCAUGAAAUUCUCAUCAAAAAAAUUUCCAUGGGUCUUUUCUUUCGUAAAUCCCGCCAGUUUUCUCUCCUGAUUUUUUCGUUUCUUUCUUUUAUUUCUUUCGGUUUUUCUCUCUCCACGGUCUCUAUAUCUGAAACUUCUAACCUCACAUUAGUAUGCGCUUUAGUACCAUCUCUUGAAUUGCAUCGAUCUUCUCUAAAUUGUUCUAGCUUUCCUGUUCCUGGUAUUCAAAUCCCUUUCAAUCCCAAUGUUUCGUUUACAGGUAUUGUCUCUGGCAAUGGAUUUUUAUGUGGUCUGAGACCUUCUUUUUCCUCAUCCAAUAUUUCAGUUAUGCAUUGUUGGAGAUUCUUUAGCAACGGUACUAAAAUAGAGUUCAAACGGAUUUACAGGGGUCCAGCUCUUAAGCAACUUGAAGCAGGCAACUCUAUUAUUUGUGGUCUUAAUGAGACCAACGCUCUUGAAUGUUGGCAAUGGCCUGAAUUCAACCAACCAAGGGAUCAAAACUUUUCUGCCAUCGCUGUUGGUGAAGGAUUUGUGUGUGGAUUAUCAGCAGGUGGAAAUAUUAGCUGCCCUGGAAACUUUCCUGGUAUCUCUGAUAAAGAGCCUGAAGGGAAUUAUAGCGUGAUUGCUGUUGGGUUUAGCCAUGCUUGUGCCAUCAAUGCGGAUAAUUAUUUAGUGUGUUGGGGAAAAACGGUGGUGGGUGAUACGCCUCAGGGAAAAUUCAACGCACUGGCUCUGGGACAGAAUCGAAGCUGUGCCUUAAGGACCAAUGGAACAGUUGUUUGUUGGGGGCAGAAUAAUUUCAGUCUACCACAGGAAUUGGAAGGGCUUAGGUUUAUUACAAUCAAAGCAAAGAGAAAUGUUUUUUGUGGAGUUUCAGCAUGGGAUUUUUCUCUGUUUUGUUGGGGUGAUGCAAACUUUAACUCCAACUUUAAGGUAUUCUCAGAAGUAUUACCAGGGCCAUGUAGGAAUACAUGUCCAUGUGGUCCAGUGCAGGGAUCAGGCCGAUUUUGCAGCAAUGGUGGAUCAAUUUGCCAAGCUUGUAUCAUACCUUUCGGGCCAAUAACACCAUCCCCUCCAUCAGCUCCCUCGCCACAACCUCAGAACAGAUCCACAAGCAAUGAUUUGAAUGGCCGAAUGGUAGCUUUCCUAGUUGUUGGUUGCGUAGGAUCCUUCUCUUUGUUGCUAGUCGUUUGUUUCUUUAUCUUCAGAUAUUGCAAGGGUAGAGGGUGCCGUGUCCAUGAUUCAGGUCGCCUGGAUGAGACUGGUGCCCCUGCUAAUGGUGUUUCCAAUCAGCCCCAAACUUCCCAAGCCCCAUUAGCACCAGCAGUUCUGGAGAAGCGUCUGAGCCAAUUGACCAGCAUGGGAAAUACAGGUCGCUUGGAGGAAUUUUCUUUAGAAGCCCUGAUUCAAGCCACCAACAAUUUCUCUGAAGAUCAUAAAAUUGGGUCUGGCAGUUUUGGUUCCGUCUACAAGGCUACAUUGGAUGAUGGGCGUGAUGUGGCCAUCAAACGAGCUGAAAUAACAAGCACUUCAUCAUACGCAAUCGGCACCAAGCGUCAAGAAGAUAAAGACAAUGCUUUCGUGAAUGAGCUCGAAUAUUUAUCACGCCUCAACCACAAAAAUCUUGUCCAGCUAUUGGGAUUUUGUGAAGAUUUCAAUGAGCGUGUAUUGGUGUAUGAGUACAUGAACAAUGGCACACUCCAUGACCAUCUCCACAAGUUCCAAAACUCACCCUUCAUGUCAUGGGCUAUACGGCUUAAGAUUGCAUUAGAUGCAGCAAGGGGGAUCGAGUACUUGCACGAAUACGCGGUGCCACCAAUCAUACACCGUGAUAUCAAGUCCUCAAACAUUCUUCUCGAUGCAACUUGGACUGCAAAGGUAUCUGAUUUUGGAUUAUCAUUGAUGGGUCCCGAGGAUGAUGAGUCGCACCUGUCACUGCGAGCAGCAGGCACAGUUGGAUACAUUGAUCCCGAGUACUACAGGCUUCAACAACUGACCAGUAAGAGUGAUGUGUACAGUUUUGGAGUAGUAUUGCUGGAAUUAUUAUCGGGAUGCAGGGCAAUCCAUCGGAAUGAAAAUGGGGUGCCAAGGAAUGUGGUUGAUUUUGUGGUUCCAUAUAUUCUCCUAGACGAAAUUCACAGAAUUUUGGACCCCAGAGUCCCACCACCAACGCCUUUCGAAAUAGAGGCAGUGGCGUAUGUAGGAUACCUAGCAGCCGAUUGUGUAAGACCAGAAGGCCGAGACAGACCUUCAAUGACUCAGAUUGUAAAUAGCUUAGAGAAGGCAUUAACUGCCUGUUUGCUUCCCCCAUCCUUCUCUCGAUCCACUACACAAUCCUCCACGUAGCAGAGAAAAAUUGUAUAGCAAAGUCACUAGUCAAUUUUUUUUUUCUUUUUCUGAUUUGUUGAUUCAACCGAGGCAAAAAGAGUAUGGUGGCGGCAAUAAUGUGAAGCCAAUAGAAUGUGCUUUACAAAAAGUAUUGUUUAUGCCUAAUUAAAGUCAAAGUACAUUACUUAUAAGAUUUAGGAUCAAAUUUUGUUA